AUGAUUAUAUCUCGAAAAUAUCAUUACCCUAGAAAUUACAGCACUUUUAUUAAAUAUGCCGCUUGUUUCUUCUUAAUUAUAACAAUUUAUAAUAUAUAUCAACCUAUAUUUCACAACCAAGAUCCAAAGAGAAAAUCAUACUAUUCUUACAUUAAAUAUAUAGAUAAAUACCCUGGUUUAGGAGAAAAUGGAAAACCUGCUUAUUUAAAGGAACCUGAUGAGAUAGAAAAAUCAAAAGAAAUCAUUAAAAAAGAUUCGUUUAAUGUUUUAUUGAGUAAUAAAAUUGCCUUCAACAGAAGUAUACCUGAUAACCGUCCAAAAGAAUGUGCAGAAAUAAAGUAUGACGAUGAUCUUCCAAACGCCAGCAUAGUAGUGAUAUUUAACAAUGAAGCGUUUACCGCCAUUAUCCGAAUGAUAUGGAGCAUCAUUAAUCGUACCCCCACCCAGCUCGUUCACCAAAUCAUAUUAUUUGAUGAUUUCAGCGAUAAAGAGGAAUUAAAACGUCCCUUGGAUGACUACGUAAGGGACCAUUUUUCUUCCAAACUGGUUCAAAUUUACAGGAGCAAAGAGCGACUAGGUCUUAUUCGAGCGAGGAUAGCUGGGGCCGAAAAGUCCAAUGGAGAUGUUUUAGUAUACCUUGACGCCCAUUGCGAAGUCAACAUUGGUUGGCUCGAACCCUUGGCUCAAAGAAUCAAAGAGAAACGCAAUGCUGUCCUCUGCCCUAUGAUUGACGCUAUCAACGAUCGUACAAUGCAAUACAGCUCUGGGAGUGGCAUAGCUCAGGGUGGGUUUACCUGGAGUCUGCACUUUACUUGGUUAUCUGUCUCGGAACGAGAAAAACAGAGAUUGUCAUCUCCUACAAGUCCUAUUAGGUCGCCCACAAUGGCAGGUGGUCUCCUAGCCUUGAACAGGGAAUAUUUUUGGGAAGUCGGAGCCUACGACCCGGGAAUGGACAUUUGGGGAGGCGAGAAUCUGGAAAUGUCGUUUAGAGUGUGGCAGUGCGGAGGAUCACUUGAGUUCGUGCCUUGCUCCCACGUCGGACACAUUUUUCGCUCUACACAUCCGUUUACCUGGCCGCCCGAUAAGAAGGACACACACGGGAAAAACUCCCUUAGGAUGGCUCGCGUCUGGAUGGACGACUACAUAAGACUCUUCUAUACUCAUCGGGUUGAUUUAAAGGAUAAAGAGUGUGGUGAUAUAUCCGAACGGGUAGCCCUGAGGAGGAAACUAAAAUGCAAGAGUUUUAAAUGGUUUUUGGAUAACGUCUUCCCCGAAAAAUUUAUCCCCGACGAAAAUGUUAAGGCAUACGGAAAGAUUAUGAACGAAGAGACCAGCAUAUGCUUUGACAUGCUCGGUCGGGACCUCAAAUUGCAGCAAAACUUGGGUCUUUAUCAAUGUCAAGAAUUUAGUGCCGAGGAGCAAUUUACAUUAGCCCUGGACGAUAGGCUUAGGAUAGAAGAUUAUUGCGCCUCCACAGGCACGGAAGGGGCCACCAUCAACUCCCCUGUAGUGGUAAAGGAGUGCGAUGGAUACGGCAUAACUGACAAUUGGAUAUUUCGUCGGAACGGUCCUAUCAUACACAAAUCUUCUGGCCUUUGCAUAGACAUGUUUAAUAGGAGUUCAAACCAAGACGUUUUCUUCAACACUUGUCAGGACAUUCCUUCUCAAAAGUGGCUCUUCCAAAAUCAGGGUUCAUCGCAAACAUUAGGAUAAAAUUAAUUUCGUUCCUUUUUUUACUUUUAAAAUUUUAUGCCAAAAAAUAAAUCAAAAGAUUUAAGAGAUAAAAAUCUAUAUAUUUAUUUUAAAUAUUUUAUUUAUAGUUAUAAAAUAAAAUCUGUCCUUUAAAAAGAAAUUUAUAGUUAUAAAAAAAUAAAAUCCGUCCUAUAAAUUUUUUUAAAUAUACUUUACAACCAAAUUUUAAAUUUUUCUACUAAUUAUCUAGUGGACAUAUAUGAUAUUUAAAAACACUCAAAAUUUACCAUUUUUAUUAUUAUAUGUGUUCCUUCAGGGAUGUAUUGUAUGAAUCGCGUUUACUAUAUUUGGCUCACCAUAUAAAUAUUUGAAAUUUUUUUAAGCAAAUUUUAUUAUAGCGAAAUAUAUUAUAUAGUGUAGGUGAUCUAGUUGUAAUUUACCAGUAUACAUAUUUUUCCUGAUUGGUCAGAUCCUUAAAAAAAAAUACAUGAUCGCAAAAGUUUUAUAACGAAAUUAUUUAAUUUAAUUAAAAAUUGAUCAAUCCUUACAUCUGUUUAAUCGUGACGAGAUAAUGAACCAAAAAGAUUUAUCGUUUUUAUAAAAAUAUUAUAUAUGCCCCCCCCCCCUCAACAAGUUUUUUUUAUGGACAUUUUGAAAUUUAAUGGAAAAUUUUUAUUUAUAAUAUCUAAUUAUACCCCAAAUGUAGAUUGGUUUGCCGGAGUACUCUACAUAAUCUAUAUUCCGAAUUUCCAUUUCAAGAUAAGCCAUGUUUUAGCGUUUUUUAUUGUAACUUCAUAGUGUCAACUCUCGAGGAGAGUUAUAUCGCUGUCACUUUUAAUGGGUUAUCAUUAUAUAAUUUUUUUUUAUUAAGUUAUUUAAAUUAAGUGAUAUUAUAUCGUAUUAUUUAUGCAUGAAUUAUAGUUUUUUUUAUGAAAACC
Gordionus sp. m RMFG-2023 is the source of this 2630-nucleotide messenger RNA. RefSeq names its product probable N-acetylgalactosaminyltransferase 9. Gene Ontology annotation, molecular function: polypeptide N-acetylgalactosaminyltransferase activity. The coding region runs from base 1 to 1713 and encodes 570 amino acids. Gene Ontology annotation, cellular component: Golgi apparatus. Lineage: Eukaryota; Metazoa; Nematomorpha; Gordioida; Chordodea; Parachordodidae. The record is from RefSeq and is a predicted model, not a curated record. Gene Ontology annotation, biological process: protein O-linked glycosylation. The transcript has 10 exons.